Oncorhynchus gorbuscha (pink salmon) is the source of this 1473-nucleotide messenger RNA. RefSeq names its product ADP-ribosylation factor 3. Gene Ontology annotation, molecular function: GTPase activity; GTP binding. NCBI's taxonomy places the organism in Eukaryota, Metazoa, Chordata, Actinopteri, Salmoniformes, Salmonidae. The transcript is spliced from 6 exons. Gene Ontology annotation, cellular component: cytoplasm; plasma membrane. The record is from RefSeq and is a predicted model, not a curated record. The coding region runs from base 166 to 711 and encodes 181 amino acids. Gene Ontology annotation, biological process: intracellular protein transport; vesicle-mediated transport.
CGUCUUCUCGCGAGAGUCAAUCGCCACUGCCCGAAUCCAGCUGGUACUGCUAAAAGAGGCCACCGAAGCAUUGCGUCGUGUCGUGACUGGAGAAGCUCUGUAGCAGUGAGUUGAGGUCUGACCAGCCAGUCAACCAGCCAGCCAACCACCAGCCAGUCAGUUACCAUGGGGAACAUCUUUGGCAACCUGCUGAAGAGUCUGUUAGGGAAGAAGGAGAUGAGGAUCCUGAUGGUGGGGCUGGACGCUGCAGGGAAGACCACCAUCCUAUACAAACUGAAGCUGGGAGAGAUUGUCACCACUAUCCCCACUAUUGGGUUUAACGUGGAGACGGUUGAGUAUAAGAACAUCAGUUUCACGGUGUGGGACGUGGGUGGCCAGGACAAGAUCAGGCCGCUGUGGAGACACUACUUCCAGAACACACAGGGUCUGAUCUUCGUGGUGGACAGUAAUGAUCGUGAGCGGGUGAAUGAGGCUCGAGAGGAGCUGAUGCGGAUGCUGGCUGAGGACGAGCUACGAGACGCCGUGCUUCUUAUCUUCGCUAACAAACAGGACCUGCCCAAUGCCAUGAACGCAGCAGAGAUCACAGACAAGCUGGGGCUCCACUCCCUACGUCACCGCAACUGGUACAUCCAGGCCACCUGCGCCACCUCCGGAGACGGCCUGUACGAGGGCCUCGACUGGCUGGCCAAUCAGCUGAAGAACAAGAAGUGAGUGGACCAAUCAGAGGAGAGUGAGGAGAAACCUUAGUGUCAGCUCUUGAAUCAAAAAGUGGUAGUUGGUUUUAGUUGAUCCAUUAAGUGAAAAAUCCUGACAUGGUGGGAGUGAAAUGUGAUUGGUGUAUAGGAAGGGGACUUAGAGAGAAUAUCCCUAUUGCUUGAGGAUCCAUGUCCCCAUUCCUUGAGGACAUUUUCAGCCUGUUGUCAACUAUUACAAAUGGUUCGCGCUGUCCAGCUGCGGGCCAUCAAUGUCAAUACAUUAACCUUAAUAAUAACAUUUAAAAAGUAUCUAGCAACACCAUUUAUUUAUUUAUUUAUUUAUUAUUUAUUUCAGAAUGAACAAUGGCAAUGUUAGUUUGGUUUGGAACACAGUAUUAUGCAUGGCCAUACAGUAAACGAUCUCUUGGAAAUGAAAUCUGUCUAAUGUUAUAUAUUUAGCCAGUCUUCUGACACUAUUCUCUUUUUACACUAAAAUUGCUACUGCUGGUUGGAGCAAUGCAGUAGGGGUAGAUAUUAAUGAACGGUGACAUAGGUUUGUGUAAAACACGUCCAAUAUGCAAAAGCAUGAUUUUUUCUAUGUCAACUGUAUAUUUACAUGUUUUGCUUAACAAGUACAACCAUACAGUAUCAACAUUUUUGGACACACCUACUCAUUCAAGGGUUUUUCUUUAUUUGUACUAUUUUCUACAUUGUAGAAUAAUAGUUUAGACAUCUAAACUAUGAAAGAACACAUGGCAUCAUGUAGUAAGCAAAAGAG